Messenger RNA from Pteronotus mesoamericanus, 471 nucleotides. RefSeq names its product chromosome unknown C2orf50 homolog (gene CIMIP5). Lineage: Eukaryota; Metazoa; Chordata; Mammalia; Chiroptera; Mormoopidae. Bases 1 to 471 code for a protein of 156 amino acids. The record is from RefSeq and is a predicted model, not a curated record. The transcript has 3 exons.
AUGGGGAGCCACCCCAUCUCUGGGCUCCAGAAAACCAUGUCAACUGGGUGCCGACUGCCCGCCCCCAGGCCAGCAGCCUCAGCCGCCCCCACCGCCCGCGGUGGCCCUGCAGCAGGCAGGAGGCCCGCUGGCAGCCGGGCCACGCGAGCUGGGCAGGAGGCCCUGGCUGCCAACGGCGUGCAGCGGGACCAGCUGUGGGUGGAGCUCCUGGAGGCCGAGAAGCGGAGCCAGCGGCGCUGGGCUGAGAACUGGAGUUUCCUGAGCGACUACGACCCCAUGGGCAAUAAGAAGGAGCCUGGGAAGCUGCCGGAGCAUGUGCCUCUCUUUUCCGACAUGGUCCCCCAUUCCACGAACCGGGUCGUGGGCAGCAGGCUGGACACGCCUCUGGGGAAAACCCUCACCGGCCUGGACUUCCGCUUCGUGGAGGGCGUCCGGAAGCAGCAGCUGGACGAUGAGCUGCAGCCUGUCUAG